AAAUGAUUUGAUUUGGGCGCUCACCAGACUUUCUUCUGCUUCAAGAAUUCUACUGUCAGCUCAGAGGAAAACUGGAAAAGAACUGUUGAAUAAUCGCAAAUUGAACAACUCGAAAGUUAUGCAGAUGGAGUUCUAUGUCGAAGACGGGAAGCAAUUAAACCCUAAUUGUUCUACUUUAGUUCUGCCGGCUCUAUCGAUUGGAAAUGUAGGGCAGCUAGCGGUGGAUCUAUUAAUCUCGUCUCUGAAAGCGGAGAAAAUCGGCUAUUUGGAUGAGCCGAAUGUGCUUCCUUGCGUCGGUAAUGAUGCUUAUUCGCCGUCGCCGCUCGGAGAACUAGCUCUCCCUGUCGAAGCUUAUGAAUCAUCUUCUAGUAGAAUGACACUUGUGCAGCAGCGAUCUCCAGUGGUUAAGGGUAUGAUGAUGGAAUAUGCGAAGAAUGUUGCCAGUUUUGCGGCUGCGAAUGGGAAGAAUCAUGUUGUCAUUCUCUCCAGCUUGGAUUUCGGGCGAUGGAGAAACAUUGACAUGUUGAGUGGUUUGCAGAUAUAUUACUUAUCUAGCUCCAAUAUGGAUGGAACUGACGCUGACUGCGAAACCCUUGGGUGGAAUAGACUGCAAGACUAUAAUCCUGCUCAAAGAACAUGGAAGUAUCUCAAUACAUUAGCUGAACAAGGGUCCGUGCCUGAUGAAGAUUUUUCUUCUGAGGAACUAGAAGAUGAAGACUACUACCCAAGUUUGCCUUUUGCUGCACUCUUUUCCUGCUUUAAGGCUAAAGGUCUAAAGGUUACUUGCUUAUUGUGUUACUGCUCUGAGGGAGACAACAUACCCGAAGCCUUCCAUUUGGCUGAGGCAACAAGUAAACUGAUGGGGUUGAGCCACAAUGAAUUUCACGGCAACGUUGCUGGUAACUGGAUCAUGCCGUUCUCAUGGCAGAGUGUAUAUGGACCUCCACCGGAGAUGACUCUUUUCUAGGCAGACACUGAUGGUUUUUACGGAUGGCAACGGAUAUACAUGUUAGUAUCUGCAGAAACACAGUCAUUGGAUCGAUCCAGUUUCUAAAAUUUUCUUAUUCGCUAAACAUGUUAGGAAUCUUUUCACAUAGCUCCAAUAGCUUGCUUUCUUGAACGAAAGCUAUGGAAACUUCAGCAUUGUUUACUACAAAACCCAACAUUUGCGCCUAAGUUACAUGCUACACCAAGAAACUUGGUGUGUGCAUAGUAAUUUAUUCAUCAUAUAAUGACAGGAAAAGAAAAUUCGUGGAUAUGAA
Molecule: messenger RNA, 1262 nt
Organism: Sesamum indicum (sesame)
Lineage: Eukaryota; Viridiplantae; Streptophyta; Magnoliopsida; Lamiales; Pedaliaceae
Product: clast3-like protein
Biological process (GO): proteasome assembly
Cellular component (GO): nucleus; cytosol
Source: RefSeq, a predicted model, not a curated record